Penicillium macrosclerotiorum is the source of this 1320-nucleotide messenger RNA. RefSeq lists its product as uncharacterized. Bases 1 to 1320 code for a protein of 439 amino acids. NCBI's taxonomy places the organism in Eukaryota, Fungi, Ascomycota, Eurotiomycetes, Eurotiales, Aspergillaceae. The record is from RefSeq and is a predicted model, not a curated record. The transcript is spliced from 2 exons.
AUGGAGACCAGUCCCCAUCUCCUUAGGCAAGUGGACCUUACCUACCGUGCAAGUACAGUUCCGCUUAGCAGCACAUCCUUGCCAACUGCCUCUAUCAUUGAGGCCACAACCUCUAGGAGAGACAACUUCAAUAUCCUGUCCUCACAUGCCACAAGAGGUUUCAUCGAGGAGCCUCUUACAAUUGCCACAGCAGACAAUCGCAAAAGUCUGGGUCAGGAUAUGCCAAGAGCAGGCCAGGAUUGGCUUUCGAAAACGCCAUCCUUUGAGUCCAGAGCUGACGACGAUAUGUCCCCUACUUCAUCAUUCGAAGUGAUGGAUGGCUCUGAAGUUGAUCAGAUUACCUAUCAGGGAUUCCCGUCCCAUAUAUCCAGCAUGCCAUGCCAGGUGCCCCAGAAGAUCAUGGAAUACCCAACUGAUCCUGAACAUGUUGGUCCUCCCGCAAUUUUUGAGAGUACCAACAACCCCUGGCUACCAUUGAUGAUGGGAAUCCAUGGCGAGCAAUGGCACACGCAAUAUCUGUCUUGCGGAAUUUCUAGGUGGUCUAAUUCCGAGAACAUCGCCAAUGGCUGGCCAGUCUCGGACAUUAUCAACGACACCUCUUUGGCAAGCUCUAACAUACAAGAAUGCGUAGUGAGAAAUGGGAUUGCUUCACAUUUCACCCGCUACAACUCCACUGGGUUAUCCCAGAUAUCAAUCUCCAAUGGGUCAGAUUCAGGACACCUUUAUCAAACACCACUGCUGGGACCUACAUUCACUUCAAAUGAAAAGCCUUCCAUGGCACAACUCGAUCAGCUUACAUACCCAACAAUUCAGGAUGCAGCAGCGGAAUCAGAGGUUGAGUUUCGUUGUAAAAUGCCAGCCAGCCUCUCUACAGUCUCUCCAGAGUCAGCAGAUCCACAACUUCUGGCAGACUCGACUUCCACCAUGAACGACAUGGAUAAGAAAAAUGCGCUACUUCUUGAAUGGAAGCGAUGUGGUCUAUCGUACAAAGACAUAAAGCGCAUUGGAAAAUUUAAAGAAGCCGAGUCGACACUCCGGGGGCGGUUUCGCACCCUCACAAAAGCGAAAGAGCAGCGGGUGCGGAAGCCAACAUGGCAGAACAAGGAUAUUAUCCUCUUGUGUGAAGCAGUAAAAGCAUACGCAGAAACACCAAGUACGUACACGCCAUUGGUCCAUGAGCGCUUGCUCUCGAACACGGAGCCGCCGAAGGUAUCAUGGAAGAAGGUUGCACAAUACAUCUGGAACCAAGGAGGGAGCUAUCAGUUUGGGAACGCGACAUGCAAGAAGAAAUGGUGUGAGAUACAUGAUGUCAAGAUUUGA